Sceloporus undulatus (fence lizard) is the source of this 582-nucleotide messenger RNA. RefSeq names its product cysteine rich tail 1 (gene CYSRT1). The coding region runs from base 118 to 582 and encodes 154 amino acids. The record is from RefSeq and is a predicted model, not a curated record. Lineage: Eukaryota; Metazoa; Chordata; Lepidosauria; Squamata; Phrynosomatidae. The transcript has 2 exons.
GGAAAAAAUGUCCACAGAGUUAGAGAGGAUGCGCAGGAGUGUGGAAACUCGAAGACUCAGCCCUGUGAUCAGCUGGUCCUCUGGAAGGGUUUCUCCUCCUUAGGACAGGGCUGAGCCAUGGAUCGUGGGGUGACCAUCGAGAACCCCUAUGCCAGUGUGUCCAUUCCUCGGGCGCAGCUCAAGGAUGGGUUCCUCAAGUACUACCUGGGCGAGGACCAGGCCCCGGGCACCGUCUUCUGCAACCCCAGCAGCCUGCCCAGCUACCCAACCGCCCAGGAGAAGGUGCAGCCAGAGGCUACAGACCACCACCUGCACCAGGCGUCAGCCUCAGCCUCGGCGGCUUCCUACAGCCCCAAAGUCCCGACGCGAGAGUCAUGGGCCCGACCCUUCAACCCCUAUGCCAGCCUCCAGAUGCCCAGUGGGGCCUCUCCGGAGCCUUUCCACUGGAAGAGCCAUCCGGGGGCCUUUCCGGAGAGCUCAGGUGGCAGGGUUGGCAGAGGCGGUGGAGGCUGUUGCUGUUGCUGCCCUUGCUGCCGGAAAUGCUCUCCCUGCUGCAAGCGGUGCCCCUGCGUCGUCUCCUAA